ACAGGCACUUCGCGUGCAUAUAUAAUGGGGUCUUUCUUGGACAAAAGUCAAGAAGCUCUUCUUGCACAGCCUUCUCAUAGUCCCUCACUGCAAGUCACUUCUACGCAGAGAUUUUCAUCCCUCGCUACGAAUAGGCCUCAAAAGGCAUUCCACAUAUAUACCAAAACGACAGCACGCUACCGCUCCUCCUCUCCAUUGUAUGCCAACAUGACGACAGGCUUGGAAGGACCAGCUAUUUCUCUCGCGACCGGAACCGGGCUGAUAAUAUGGAAUAAAAAGAAACAGUACCUCGGCGACGUCCAGACAUCCGAACAUGUUCUCAAGAAGCACCUUGAUCGUAACCAAGAGAUGCAAAAACACAUCGACCAAUUCCCUUCCGAAUACAGCAGCUCGUCCAAGGUCGCAAUAGAGGCAUUUUUAGAAGAGCAAAGACAAAUACAAGAAACUGGGAAGACAGACUUGGCGAAAGUCAAGAAGCGCAAAAGUUGGCGCUACGCAUUGGUCUCUGGCACGAGAGAAGCAAGGGCGCGGUCGAUUGCUGAACUGCGGAAUGGAAUCGAGGGUAUGGACAGGAAGGACGCGGACCACAAAAAACGAUCGGAUUCGAGAGAAAGUCGAGAGAGGAGAAGGGAACGUAAGGCUCCUUCACAAUCAAACGACGAUGCUUCUCGCAAGACCGUUGGCGGAAGUAACAAUUCGAUGACACAAAAUCCUUUUGGUCCCAGAUCAACAACGGAGAAUGUUGAUCCACCGGCUCGCACUAAGGAGCAACAUAUCACGUCCAAGAGUCACUUGACAACGAAGAAUGUUCAUCCAUCAGAAGAUCGCACUGUCAAGCAAGAUACCAAACGAAGCCGAAGUAUCAAAAAGAACAGGAGCAUCAAACGACGUAAGAGUAUUGAUUCUGCCGACCACGACAGAGUACCCCUUCACCAAUCUCCGUUAGUGACUAGCGAGACUUCCACUGCGAGUGUACCAGCACCGGUUCUCCCACCAGCAUCACCACAACUCGCAGCCGCUGCCCUACCACAGCCUGUGCCGAUCCCUGUGGCGGCAAUACAAGCCCAGGUACUGCAACUGGCACCACAACAUGUGCCGAACAAGCGCAGGAAUUGGGAUCCUGUGUACCGCCGUGUUCCCAGAGCGGGGCGAUGAAUGCUACUGGAAACGACAAUAUACUUGAAAGUAACAGAGGGUUGCGAAGACUUUCCCCAGCUGGAUUGAUGGAAUGGUACUGGCAUUGUCUCUGUUGCUGUCAUUUGGGGCGGCCUUAUCUUCAUUGGCG
This is a messenger RNA of Mollisia scopiformis, 1285 nucleotides long. RefSeq lists its product as uncharacterized. The transcript has a single exon. NCBI's taxonomy places the organism in Eukaryota, Fungi, Ascomycota, Leotiomycetes, Helotiales, Mollisiaceae. Bases 25 to 1155 code for a protein of 376 amino acids. The record is from RefSeq and is a predicted model, not a curated record.